AUGAUAGAGAUGAAGACAAUUUUCAUGGCAUUUUUCUUUAUUGCCACUUUAGUAUCAUAUGUGUAUCCAAGUUUGGGUCAAAAAGUUGUUGACGAUGAACCACUGGUCAAUUCUGGUCGCGAAUUUGAUACAUUGGAUAUGAUAUCGCCGGCUUCCGAAGAUUAUAAUAUUCAUAUGCUCAAGAACAUGUCACCAAAAUACAUAACAUAUGUCAAAACAUGUCAUGACAAGAUGGGGCCCAGUGGUGGUGCGAAAUGUAAUGAUGAUGUUCUUGAAGAAAUUCUUACGAAUAAACCCGUUUCCAGAGAAUGUUGUCUGAAGGUAGUAAAAGCCGGUAAAGAAUGUUACAUGGAAACUAUAAAGUUUAUAUUUCGAUUGUAUCAACUCAAACGUUUUGCUUCUCAAGUUUCUUUCAAAACCAAUAAGGUUUGGAAUAGAUGUUCUAUUGAAGUUGAAGAUCCUUCAUCAUCUCAGGAAAGUCCUUCAUAGAUGUUAUCUUGAUUGGUUGAACUUCCGUUAUAUUAUAUGAUGUAUUAUAAAAUAAUGGUUUGUUAUACUAUUCUAUCUAUAUAAAAUGAAAUCAAAGUUUCCUAUGAAUAUUUGUUCUCCUAAUUUUAAUCAUGGGUUGUUUUACCAAGUGUUUGUUUAGUACAGUUUUUAGAUUAUCAAAUAUAAGAUCUGAUUGCACAUGAAUCUUGUUAAAAAUAUAUGUGUAUAUUUUUUUCUUUGUAACUGGAAUAAAUUAUGUUGUUUAAAAAUCAAGUAAAUUUAUAAGAACAAAUAAAAAGUGAGAAAACGGCAUAAGAAAAGAAAACAAUAUAGGUAACUCUCAUUUUUUCUUUGGUAUGUAUCCCUUUUACAUCUAGGCAGUGUAUUAUUAUAUGUAUAACUCUGGGAUUAUAAUAGCAAUAUUGUUCUAUGACGUACAAUUGUACGCCACCAAUCUCAUCAUUUACCUUUCUAACAAGCAUGGCCGGCAAUGGACAUAAAUAUGAGUGAAUUAUUGGCCUGUGAUCUCUAAAAUUUUAAAAUAAAUUUGUAACAAAGCAACUUGAAUCCAACGAUCUCUCUCUACUGGUUAAGGUUUAAAGGCUUUUACACUCAUGUCUAAGGUUCGAAUCCCAGACUAUGCAAUUUCUAGCGGAUUACAAGAAAUUCAAGUUUCAAGUCCCGGAGGAAGCGAAUUAUUAAACAAUUAUGUCGACUACGGAAGAAAGACUUACAAGGGAUCUUCAACAUUGUGCAAGUAAAUCUGGCCAGACGUAGAUCUUCAUAGGACAACUCAGGUGAUGCAGUUAGACUUAAUCGUCUCUUUCUGAUAUCGUAAUAUCCUAAUAAAUUAGCAUUAAAAAAAUAAUGAUAAAUAGUUUACAAAUCUACUUGCAACAUCUUCUUCACGUGUGUGGUGGUCUCAACUUCAGCCACAGGUUAGAACAUAAUUUAUCAUUGUUUAUGUCGGUAAUUAACACGUGAUGCAUAGUUUAGAGAGUACACUUUGAAUAUCUCAACAACAUUCUUACCAAACUCUUAGCACUAAUUUUAUUAAUUAGAACAAUUCACUUGAUACGCGGCGUGAUAAUUGACACAUCAUCAUCAUACAGAUAAAGACAUACUACUUAUUUCUUCUUACGCCAUUAAACCAAA
This is a messenger RNA of Brassica napus (rape), 1644 nucleotides long. Its product is annotated as protein DOWN-REGULATED IN DIF1 11-like. NCBI's taxonomy places the organism in Eukaryota, Viridiplantae, Streptophyta, Magnoliopsida, Brassicales, Brassicaceae. The coding region runs from base 1 to 489 and encodes 162 amino acids. The record is from RefSeq and is a predicted model, not a curated record. The transcript has 3 exons.